UCAGUCUGAACGCGGAACAGAGGGCGGGAUUUCAACUUUCCGAAACGGCUGUGAGAUUCAGUCCAUUCUGCUCUCAGUAGCCGGACUGUCAGUGUACUUUAUGCGUGUGUUUGACAGAAGUUUGUCUUUGAAUAAUCCGGAAAACACAACAGACUUCUUGUUUAAUCCAGACAAAGCUCCAGGACAGGGCUCGCCUGUGUAUGAGCUCUUUCCCAAAACAAAGGACCAGGCAUUUGAAUGAGAGGUGCACUUUUAGUUCAGGACAAUAAGAUAGUGCAGUCAGGAAGAAAUGCACUAAUGAUCUACUGCUGUUACUGUUGCAAACUUUAAAGAGACUGAAGACUCCUGAAAGGGAAUGGAGUAGCUCUGAACUCCUGCCUGAUUGGGGAUAAACAGCACACAGUGAGAUGCUUUGAGCAACACUGAAUCAUCCCCUGGAAAAUAAUCUGCAAGUCCAAGUUUUUCUCCAGUCUUCAGCGUAGUGAAGCUGAAUAGUAAGCUGUUUUAGUAAACCCAGGCACCGGUAGCUGGUCUGGAAUAGGAUGGAUGGGUUAGAGACUCUGUCAGGCUCUGCGCUGGACUCCAAAGCAGAGCGCAUUGCACGUUACAAAGCCGAGAGGCGGCGUGAGUUGGCGGAGCGAUAUGCCAACCUAGAGGACCUCACCUCCAAAUACACCAGGAGGGAGAGACAUCGGGACAAUGCAGAUGCUCCAGACACAGCCCCUAGCACAGAGCAGAAGCCUAAAGAGGUCACUGUCUAUACACGAGGUCAGCUUGCUGAAGCGAAUGACAGGAAAGAAGGAGAGAACGAGAAAGAAGUGCAGAGUGAAACUAACAAGAAACAGGGAACUGCAACAAGAUCCAGGCGUGGUCUGCUGGGCACAGAGGAAGUCAAAGCACCAAACGCAGCUGAUGAUGAAGAAGAUGACAGCUUUAGGACGAGUGCAUCUGCCAGGAUGUCUCGCUGUAAAGAUUUGGAGACACCUGAAACCUCGUCCAGCUCAAAGGCCAUCUCAGAGGAAACCAUACAGGAGGGUCACCGUGCCAACAGAUAUAAAGAGCCAAUCAGCACUCAGGAUAGGCCAGCUAAAGUCAGUCAGUCCUUAUUGUCUUCAUCAGCUGAGGAAGAUGAGCCAGAUGGAGAGAAGAGCAGUGAGAAGUUGGAAGCAUGGGAAGAAAAGGAAAAGGACUUUUUCAGUGACCUUGGGGUUAGUGAGAGACAGUGUACACUGGCCAUCGAGGAGCCCAACUCAGUCCCCAUGCCGGCUGUGAAGGUUGAGGAGCAGGAGCCCAAAGCGCUUUCAGCAGGCUUGCAAAGACAGGACUCAGGUCCACGUGGUCUUAGGGGCAUCCUAAAGAAAAGCCGCUCUGCCAGCCUGGAGGCCGAGCCUGUGCCGGAGAGAAGCGAAGCUCAUGCCAAAGACUGUGAGGAGAAGAAGCAGGAGGAUAGAACAGAAGAGAUAGAAGAGGAGACAAAGGUGGAUGGCGAGAUAAAGGUUAUGCAGAGGGGGAACAGCAGCUCCAGUGAUGCUCCCCGUUCACCGUCUCUGUGUACAUCUGAGGAGAGUGAGGAGUUGGACAGCAGUCUGGACAGCAGCAUGAGCUCCUCUUUCAACCAGAGACUGGCUGAGCUGACAGGUAAUGAGGAAGAUUGGCACCCUAAGCUGAAGAAAACCAAAGCCAGUGAUGUGAUCCAGACGUCCCUGGCUGACCGCUUCAGCCAGCUGCAGGACUCUGAGAAUACCUGGAAGAAGAAGAAAUCUUCAGCUGAGGUGGAGACAAAAAUGUCCCUAGCCCAGCGGAUGAAGAUACUGCAGGAGAAAGAAGAGCAGUGGAAAUCCAAAGGGAAAGGAGCUGCCAACGACUCCACACAGUUCUCUGUGGCUGGACGCAUGGCCAAGAGAGGCCUUGUAUCCCCCACUAGAGAUGAUGUGUCUGUUAUCCUCAGCAAGAAAGCAAGCCACAGCACACCAGUCAAGCCUUUAGAAGAGAUUUCCACUCGACCUGACGCUGAGGGCGACAAGAGGCUUGACAAACUGGAGUCCUUUUUAGAUAAACUUCACAGUAAAGGUGUGAGCAAUAAACCUUCUACCAUUGAGGUGAUGGAGGAGAAGGAGAAAGAGGUGAUGACCCUGGAUGAUGAUGAGACGUUUCAACGCUUUUUCAAGUCCAUGUCCCCCACAAGUCUGAGUUCAGAUUUGCAUUUGGAUGAAGAGGAGGAUUUCAGUGCUGUCCAGUUUGACUCUCCAAAGUUAACCACAUCAGUAGCAGAGCACAGGCGGUCAGUGAGGCCCUCCCGCAACACAAAAGGCUCGAGAAACCCUCUACGCGCCCUGGCAGCUCGAGACGACCUGAGACAGGCUUACACUGAGCAGAGACUCAACAUAGCAACUGUGGAGGCCAAGAGAAUCCAAGUGGAAAGGAUGGCCAAACACUCAAGACUGGCUGGUUGUGCCUUGGCCGGAUUGGCAAGCAAAGAAAACUUCAAGAAUGUAAACCUGAGAAGUGUUAAGUCCACUGAAGUGGUGACCAACAACAGCGCUGUGCCUUUUCAUAAGCUCAUGCUCAUCCACAUCAAAGGGCGCAGGCAUGUUCAGGUGCGUCUGGUGGAGCCUACAGCCCGCUCUCUAAACAGCGGUGAUUGUUUUCUACUAAUCACCCCAAAUCACUGCUUCCUGUGGUGUGGAGAGUUCGCCAACGUUAUUGAGAAGGCCAAGGCCUCAGAGAUGGCACAGUAUGUCCAGGCUAAGAGAGACCUUGGCUGUAAAGCCCCACAGGUCACUGUGCUGGAGGAGGGCAUCAAUACAAACAACCGCUCUGCCAAGGACUUCUGGAACCUUCUUGGAGGACAAACGGAAUACAGAGCCGCCGGGGAUCCAGAUGAAGAUGAACUGUAUGAGAGUGGCAUCGUGGAGGCGAAUGGUAUCUACAGGGUGGUGGAAGACAAACUGGUGCCUUAUGAAGAAGCCUGGGCCUCCAUCCCCAGUGUGAAUCUGCUCAACUCUAAAGAGGCCUUGGUGUUUGAUUUUGGCAGUGAGGUGUAUGUAUGGACAGGGAAGGAUGUGGCUCUGAGUGACAGGAAGGUGGCAGUACAGCUGGGUAAACAGCUCUGGAGCGGAGCCUAUGAUUACAGCACCUGCAGGGUCAACCCCCUGGACUCCUCUGCAGCCCAUAAGGACCUCCCUCAACAAGGUGAUGGCAGGCCAAGUUGGGCUCUGUUUGGAAGGCUUUCAGAGCACAAUGAGACAGCUCUGUUCAGGGAGAAGUUUCUGGACUGGGCCGAGCGUAAACCGAUCAAAGAGGAGCCAGCAGUGGAGGAGGUGAAGAGUCCAGUACAGCAACACUUCACUGCCACCCAGGACUCGGACCUGAAGCCGUGUGACGUUAAGGCUCUGCUGGAUGAAGGAGACAAUCCUCUGAAGAUGGUCUUAGAGGGUGUAGAUGUGCACAGAGGUUAUGGAUUGGUCAGUUCAGAAGAUGGACGGCAGGCUCAGUUAGCCACGGUGGCAGUAGACGCCUGGCACAUUUGCGAGUUUGAUGAUUUUGAGAUCCCAGCUGAGAGCGUGGGUCAGCUGCACGAGGGUGACACGUACGUCAUUCGCUGGAAAUACUCCAUCACUAGUGUGGUGGGUAAAAGACUGAAGCCUGGUGAGCUGAGUGUCACAGGGCCUGGCAGAGAGCGCAUUGCUUGCUUCUUCUGGCAGGGCCGUCAGUCAAGCGUGAGUGGGCGGGGUACAUCAGCUCUCAUGACGGUGGAGCUGGGAAACCAGCGGGGAGCACAAGUACUCGUCACACAGGGCAAAGAGCCACCCUGCUUCCUCCAGCUCUUCAACGGAGGAUUGAUCAUCCACCGAGGCUGCAGAGAGGACAGUGCCAAAAACACUGGUGGCUGGAGGUUGUUUUGUGUACGUGGGGAGACGGCAGUGGAGGCGUCUCUUCUAGAGGUGGAGUGCUGCACCGCCAGCCUGCGCUCUCGCGGAUGUCUCCUCCUCCUAGGUGUACAGCAGAGACAGCUAUACCUGUGGCAAGGCUGCAAGGCUCAACCAACAGCCCACGAGGUUGCCAAGAGGACUGUGGAGUGCCUCACGCACACCUGUUCUCCAGAGCUCGGCUUAAACAGCAACACUAAUCUGAAAGUGCAGGAGAUAGAAGAAGGCACGGAGCCACAGAGCUUCUGGGAUGCACUUGGCCAGCAGGACAGGAAAUCCUAUGACUGUAUGCUGCAAGAUCCAGGAAAAUACAACUUCACACCUCGUCUUUUCCGCCUCAGUGCCAGUUCUGGAACCUUUGAGGGGGAGGAACAACUGAGUCCUUCACGAAUGACAGGCGCUGUGAUGGCGAUGCCGUUCCUGCAGGAGAACCUUUACUCCGUCCCUCAACCAGCUCUGUUUCUGCUGGAUAACAGGAUGGAGGUGUACCUGUGGCAGGGCCAGCAGCCAGAAGAUACAGAGUGCACAGGUUCCGCUAAGAUCCGCUGGGACAACGAAAGGAAGUGCGCCAUGGAGACUACCCUGCAGUACUGCAAAGCAAAAAACACCAGACGACCCCCGCCGGCCUAUCUGAUCUUGGCUGGAGCUGAGCCCCUGACGUUCACUAACAUCUUCCCAUACUGGGAGAAAGAUCCUAGCAUCAGAGUGCAGGGGAUGAGGAAUAAAGUGAUCCUGGUAAAAGAUGCUCUGUCCAAGCUGAGUAAGAAUCGGUACUCUCUGGAGGAGCUGACCACCAGACCGCUGCCUGAGGGAGUGGACCCUCUGCACCUUGAGCUCUACCUGUCUGACAAAGACUUCCAGGUGGCUCUGGAGAUGACGCGAGAAGAGUUCAAUGCUCUCCCCAACUGGAAACAGCUCAACCUAAAGAAGAGCAGAGACCUCUUUUAGAUUUGCAAUGGAGUAUUGUCUAAAGGAAGGACAGAUUUCCUUUUGUGUGUUUAUGUGGGAAAGCAGUCCAUGUAUAGUACCAAAUGUACAGUGUGAACUUUUUACACAAUGAACUGACCUGGCAGUUUUGUAGAGACUUCUUCGAAAUGUCGAUUAUUGUAGCAAACUAGCUUUAUACAUGAGUCAAAUGGACUUUCUGUAUACCCUGAAAAUGCAAACGUAUAUCAAUUGGGAUAUUUUGUCACUUAUAUAUCAACUUGUGUUUGACUAAUUAUGUACAAGCUUGAUUUUUUUUUAAUGGGUAACACAAGUCUUUGUUUUAAGGAAAUUAUGAUUUUUAAAGACUAGCUUCCAAAAACUCCUAACUUUCUAGUCAAAAACGUUUGCUCUUAUUAGCCGUUAGCAAAACGAACUGCUUUCAAAGCCAUAGAUAUGCACGUGUGCAGUUCUGCAGUCUUACAGUGUUAUAUGUGGACAUUGGUCUCUAAUACUGUGUCUUUUCAGUAUAUGCUACCUACAUUAAUGCAAAUAACUGUUAAUAACUUUUUUGUAAUUGAAUAUAAUGUGGAGUUUAUGAAAUUAUAGACAAGUGUGUGCUUUGUGUGUUUACUAAACUCGUUUUAACCCUUCCUGCUUUAACCACUAGGUGUCAGGCUUGCUCACAUUCAAAAGACCACUGGGUUAUUAAAGCCAACAGUUUACAGAACCAGAACUGCAGAGGCGUAAUCGUGUGUUAGAGCAUUCUGAAGGUUGAGUUUAGUGUAAAGCUGUAAUAUGAAUGAAUGAGGUACUGCAGCUAAUGUUGCUUCAAGUGUGUAAAAGCAGUAAACACUCAUCUGUACUCGUCACACAGUGCAGCUGAUUUAUAUCAA
Messenger RNA from Neoarius graeffei (lesser salmon catfish), 5749 nucleotides. It is a transcript of the gene svild, whose product is annotated as supervillin d. Gene Ontology annotation, biological process: actin polymerization or depolymerization; barbed-end actin filament capping; cytoskeleton organization. Lineage: Eukaryota; Metazoa; Chordata; Actinopteri; Siluriformes; Ariidae. The record is from RefSeq and is a predicted model, not a curated record. The transcript has 28 exons. The coding region runs from base 543 to 4877 and encodes 1444 amino acids. Gene Ontology annotation, cellular component: cytoplasm; actin cytoskeleton. Gene Ontology annotation, molecular function: phosphatidylinositol-4,5-bisphosphate binding; actin filament binding.